AUGGCUCCCAAGAAGAAGACCGCGGCGGCAUCGUCCAAGGCGACUGGUGCGCCAGACAGCAUCUCGCCUGAGCGCUUCGAGAAGGAGCUCAAGAACCUCGCGGCCAAGGCCAAGGAUGACAGCUGGAGCAACAGCACUCUGGGACAAGCGUCCCUCUACCUCAAGACGGCCAUCGUGCUGGGUCUUCUCGGGGUCGCCUCCAACGCCUCCCAGCUCGCUCUCUCGCCCGUCUUCGGCUCCAUCCCUGCGGCCAUCCCUCACUCGCCCGUCAUCAUGGCUGGCUGCUUCGUUGGCUGGGCUGGCAACCUGUUCCUGAACCGCAUGCUGCCCUUCUCCACCGAGCUGCUUCUGCCGCUCGUGGCGCUGCACUUCCCCAUUGUGCAGUUCCUCCUCGGCCCGUACAGCGACAAACUCGGCUCGUGGUGGGGACCUGUUGCCAUUGAGGGUUUGACUGUCUUCCCCCUGGCCGCCGUAACUGCGGCAUGCGUGGCUAAUUACCUUGAGCAAGCGGAGCUCGGCGCGUUGCCGCAAUUCGUGGCAGAUGCGGCUCCAGGCAUCGGCUCCUGGGGAUUCUUCAAGUUUGCGGAGCGAGUUGCGAACCAGCAACUUCAACCCUUUAUUGGAAAGACAUUUGUUCUGACUCGCAUCGGACUGCAAUUGCUCCUCGCAGCGACAUACGCUGUCCUCGCCCCGUCCAAGUAUCUCGUGCUGGCUAUCCCUGCCCUCCUUCACACCGCAGUGCUCAACACUCACGUCAUGACGCCCAUGGCGACAAACUCGCUAAACAGCACUUUGCUGGCGCAGAAUUGGACCCUGUUGGAUCGCCGUGAAUCGCUGACGGGGUACGUCUCCGUCCUCGAGGACCUUGACAAGGGAGUCAGAGUUCUCCGUUGUGACCACAGUCUUCUGGGAGGCGAGUGGGUGCGCUAUAAGGGACCCAUCAUCUCUGAGCCGAUUUAUGGCGUUUUCGUCAUGCUUGAGGCUGUUCGACUCAUCGAGAGGGAGGUCCCGAUUGUGAGCAAUGAAGCCAACGCCCUCGUUAUCGGUCUUGGUAUCGGAACUACGCCUUCUUCUUUCGUCACCCAUGGCAUAGACACCACUGUUAUUGAAAUUGACCCCGUUGUGCACGAGUUCGCUGGCAAGUACUUUGACCUUCGCGAAAACAACCCACCUGUUAUCGCCGACGCUGUCAGCUACACAGCCAAGUUGGCCAAUGAAUCGACCACCAAGUUUGACUACAUCGUCCAUGAUGUGUUUACUGGCGGCGCAGAGCCGGUCGAUCUCUUCACGCUAGAAUUUUUCCAGGGUCUGAACGCUCUGUUGAAGGACGACGGAUCCAUUGCCAUUAACUAUGCCGGUGACUUUGCCGCCCCUACCCCGAAGAUGAUCAUCCGUACCAUCACGAAGGUCUUCCCCUCCUGCCGCGUCUUCCGUGAGGCCCCCCGGGUUGAAGAGACGGUCAAGGCAUGGGGAAAUGAUUUUAUCAACAUGGUCAUCUUCUGCCAAAAGACUCCUGGUGAACUGACUUUCCGCCGGCCGGUUCGGGAGGACUACCAUGAGAGCCGUUCGCGUCAUGUCUUCCUGGAGCCGCGUCACGAAAUCCCCUCGUCUGUGUGGCUUGAGGGUGACGACAAGAGUAUCCUCACGGCGAACAGCACUGCCAAGGUGACCAAGAUGCACCAGAAGAGCGCGACGGGUCAUUGGACAAUCAUGAGGACCGUUAUUCCCACCAAGAUCUGGGAGAUGUGGUGA
This is a messenger RNA of Ilyonectria robusta, 1752 nucleotides long. RefSeq names its product S-adenosyl-L-methionine-dependent methyltransferase. The transcript is spliced from 3 exons. Lineage: Eukaryota; Fungi; Ascomycota; Sordariomycetes; Hypocreales; Nectriaceae. The record is from RefSeq and is a predicted model, not a curated record. The coding region runs from base 1 to 1752 and encodes 583 amino acids. Gene Ontology annotation, molecular function: thermospermine synthase activity. Gene Ontology annotation, biological process: polyamine biosynthetic process.